UAAGCAAAGCAAUUUUAUGUUUUUUUGGCAGAUGGGUUGGUGUUCAAUGCCUCUCUUGAUUGGCUCAGUCCUUUUAUUAAGGAUGAGGCACCCUCUUUAUGCACAUCAAUUCAGAUUUAUCCUUCUCGCUCCCAAGUAACCUUUCUUAAGUAAAUCCUUUUUCUUUCCUUCUUUCUUUCGUUCUUAUCAAUGGCAUCAUCCCCAAAUAAUGAAAUCGCCCUCAAAUUCAGGUUCUUUCAGGUCUACAAAGACGGCCGUGUUGAAUUAUUCUAUCCACACAACAAAAAGAUCCCACCGUCUGAUGAUCCAGUCACUGGAGUCCAGUCCAAAGAUGUAGUUAUCUCAUCUGAACCUCAAGUCUCUGCCCGUAUUUUCUUGCCAAAACUCAAAGACCCCAACCAAAAACUCCCCCUCUUACUAUACAUCCACGGAGGUGGAUUCUCAAUGAAAUCUGCCUCUUCUCCUGCCUACCACAAGUUGUGCAACCAAGUUGCUGGUGAGGCUGACUUUAUAGUUGUCUCUGUGGAAUAUGGUCUCUUUCCUACCCGACCCAUACCCGCAUGCUACGAGGAUUCGUGGGCUGUGCUCCAGUGGGUGGCAUCACAUGUUAACGGGAAUGGACAUGACCCAUGGCUGAAUGAUCAUGCUGAUCUUGGGAAAGUUUUUAUUGGGGGAGAUAGUGCUGGAGGUAACAUAUCACAUACUUUGGCUUUUCGGGUCGGGUCAAUAGGGUUGCCCCGAGGGGUGAAGGUUGUGGGGGUGGUUAUGGUGCAUCCCUUCUUUGGGGGUACCAAGGAUGAUGAAAUGUGGUUGUACAUGUGCCCCACUAAUAGUGGGCUGAAUGAUCCUAGGAUGAAUCCGGGUGUAGAGGAUCUUGCUAGGCUCGGGUGCGAGAGGAUGUUGGUCUUUGUAGCUGAGAAAGACUAUUUGACUGUUGCAGCUAAGAAUUAUUAUGAGAAGUUGAGGAGGAGUGGAUGGAAGGGAACUGUUGAACUUGUCGAGAAUGAAAAGGAAGACCACUGCUUCCAUUUGCUUGAUCUCGAUGGUGACAAGGCUCGGGAAAUGAGGCAUAAGUUUGUCUCGUUUCUCAAACAAGACCAGUUCAAUCUUUUGUAAAAAUUUGUUGUCUAUUGUCCUGUAAUGGAAGUUUGUAUCCUCUUUUCAUUUAAUAAUUUAAUGCAAGACGCUUAAUUGCAGUUUA
Molecule: messenger RNA, 1201 nt
Organism: Populus nigra (black poplar)
Lineage: Eukaryota; Viridiplantae; Streptophyta; Magnoliopsida; Malpighiales; Salicaceae
Product: 2-hydroxyisoflavanone dehydratase-like
Exons: 1
Coding region: 190-1116 (308 amino acids)
Molecular function (GO): hydrolase activity
Source: RefSeq, a predicted model, not a curated record